Molecule: messenger RNA, 1717 nt
Organism: Aedes aegypti (yellow fever mosquito)
Lineage: Eukaryota; Metazoa; Arthropoda; Insecta; Diptera; Culicidae
Exons: 3
Coding region: 225-1553 (442 amino acids)
Source: RefSeq, a predicted model, not a curated record
UAUCGACAAAGAAAAAUAAAGUUUUCACAGUGCCUGUAACCAACGUUAGCCCUUGGAAUAAGAUUUGUAACGUCUGUUUCAGACGUCAUCCCGCAAAACCGUCCGCCGCCGAAAGCGAAACAGAAAAGCCAUCAUUCGUCGACGAGAGGGCAAAGAUCUGCACCAGCAAUAAAACCCCCGUUAGACGAAAUACGGUGAGCAGUAAACGUAGAAGCAUACAAAAGAUGUCGAUGGAAGUUGAUACCGGUUACGUGGUGAACGACUCCAGCUCGCUGCUUCCGGGCGGUGGCUUCACCAAAGCCUACUCCAACAAUUUGCCGAGCGUCGGAAGCGAAAUGCUUUGGAACUACGUGGUCAACUUGAUGCGGUCGGCCAGCGAGAAUCCGGAUCUGGUCAAGAUUCUGCAAACAAUUGGAUCCAGCAAACCGGAUUUCAACGACGACUCAAUCUGUUACGUCCACCUGAAGCGGGAUGAUCGAGUUUGUGUGGUGAAAGGUCAGCUCACCGUAGGAUCCGACGGUGGCGAGGUCAAAAUCUAUCAAUUGACCGCAACGGUGGAUGAGAGCGAGGACCGGGUUUUGUCGGUGGAAUGUAGCGAAUGUAUGGAAACCGGAGACUGUCGACAUGCGAUCAGCUUUCUCACUUGGUUGCACAGAAAGAGCGAAGGGGACGAGAGUAGUGAAGUGGUGUGCUAUUUCCGAGGUCCACUCUCGGCCGAACUCGAAAGCAUUCCUCCGAAACCACCACUGAAUAAGACAAAAGCGAAGAAUUUCAUCCGGGAAAUUGUACGCAUUCUACAGACUGAAGACAUUGAUUGUCCCCUGAGGUGGAACUUCCCCGGCCCACACAAAAAGUUUAGCAAUCUGUCUAUUCACGAAAUGAUCUUGAUGGCCGUGAAGAACAAAUUUGACACAGCUCAGUUCUUCGAGGCUGCCCAUCAGAUCAUUACGGCGUCGCAAAGCGCCCUAGCAGAUAAGACUAAAUUCACUCCAAAAUGCAAUCCGUGGUACCUAGAGUUGCGCUAUGCCCGCAUCACCAGUGCCAAAGUGUCUGACUGCAUCAAUCUGAACGUAACCCAAUCGGUCCUGUACGAAACCAUCCUCGGCUGUCACAAAGAAAUCGAUCCGAACAUCCAGCGGAAAAAGCUUGCCGUUCGUCAGAGACUGGAAAAGUACACCAAAACCAAGUACGAAAACUGUAAAAUCACACUAAACCCAAACUAUCCCAUAAUCUUCGAUGUCCCGGACGGUAUUUGCCAAUCGCACGUCAUUGAAAUCAAGUGCCCCAAGACGCGCGAUCACAUGCAAAAGUACGUCACGGAGAAUGGCUCCAUCUGCGAGAAGUACUACAUGGAGAUCCAGAUCCACAUGUACAUGCAGGGCAAAACGGCCGGAGUGGUCUGCGUGGCCGAUCCGGAUUUUGAGAACAACAACGAAAUCUACAUGCACUCGUUCAACCUGAACCGGAACUUUGCCGUCAACAAGCUGAACAAGGCGAUGGACUACUGGAAGAACAUUGUGUACCCGGAACUGAUCAACAGCUGGACGGAAUAGGAGUCACAACCGAGAUAACAAGUUGGAAUAGUGAGGCAAUUUCUUUCAAUAUAGAUAAGCUACAUUUUAGUCGACAAAAAUACUGUAUAACUCUUCGAUGAUUGAUCGCGAUGACCUUCGGUUUUGUCUUUCUUCUACAGAACACACGCUCCUUUAGUUUGAUA